Messenger RNA from Alligator sinensis (Chinese alligator), 2016 nucleotides. It is a transcript of the gene HPDL, whose product is annotated as 4-hydroxyphenylpyruvate dioxygenase like. The annotation marks the transcript as partial. Gene Ontology annotation, biological process: aromatic amino acid metabolic process. The transcript has a single exon. The record is from RefSeq and is a predicted model, not a curated record. Gene Ontology annotation, molecular function: 4-hydroxyphenylpyruvate dioxygenase activity. NCBI's taxonomy places the organism in Eukaryota, Metazoa, Chordata, Crocodylia, Alligatoridae.
GCGGCGGUGAGCCGCCUGUGCCACGUCGCCUUCCACGUGCCCCGCGGGCAGGGCCUGGCCAGCAACCUGGUGACCAAGUUUCGCUUCCGCCCCGUGGCCGUGCGGGAGACGGCGCGCGCCCGGCAGCUGGCUGUCUGCAAAGGCGCUGCCGUCUUCAUCGUCAACGAGAGGCGGGAGGCAGCCCCGUCCUCUGGUCCCACGUGGCCGUGGCCGGGCCCUGGAGCCGGCGACUUCCUGUACGACGUGGACCCCGCGUAUGCCGUGAGCACGGCCUGCAACGUGUGCUUCGAGCUGGAGGAUGUCCCCGGCGUCUCCCGGCGCCUCCAGGACCGGGGCUGCCGCCUGGCUGUGCCACCCACCGAGGUGACGGACGCCGACGGCUCCGUCACCUACUCCGUGGUGCGGUCCAUCGUGGGCAACGUCAGCCACACCCUGCUGGACCGCUCCCGAUACGGAGGACCCUUCUUGCCCGGCUUCCACGCGGUGACCGCUGCCCCUGAGGGGCCGCCGGAUGGGGCCGAGAUCAGCCAUGUGGACCACAUCACGUACGCCUGCCCCCGGGGCAGCGCACGCACCGUGCUGGACUGGUAUGAGAGCUGCUUCGGCUUCCAGCGCUUCCUCCUGCACGGGGCCGAGGAUGCAGGCGAAGGCUACGUGAUCCGGGGUCGGGGCAUGGGGCUGCGGCUCAUGGCCCUGCAGGGUGGCCGAGCUGAGCGGGCCCGGCCCGCGGACGGCUGCAAGCUGGUGCUGGCCGAGUCCCUGCCGGAGCAGGGGCAAAACCAGGUGGACACCUUCUUGGAGCAGCACGGCGGGGCCGGCGUCCAGCACAUCGGGCUCUACACCACGGACAUCGUCUCCACGGCCCGGACCCUGGCAGCGACCGGCGUGCAGUUUGUGGAGCCUCCCCGCACCUACUACAGUGAGGCGGGUAAGACGGAAGAGAUCCAGGGGGCUGGACAGGACCCCGGGGCGCUGGCACGGCACGGCAUCCUGCUGGACGCGGAGCUGGCUGGGGAGAGCCCUUCAGCCAGGAGGUACUUGAUGCAGAUCUUCACCAAGCCUUUCUUCCCCGAGGAGACCUUCUUCCUGGAGCUCAUCGAGCGCCGGGGGGCCUUGGGCUUCGGGGAGGGCAACAUCCGGGCCCUGUGGAAGUCUGUACAGGGCUACAUGGACCGGCAGCACUAGGACAACACCACGGCCUCACGAGGGGCCCGUGUUAGGCCAGGCCAGCAGUUCUAGGGGUGCCUUGCGGGUGGCGGGGAGAAGGGGAUGGAGGUCUGCAAAGCCCUCGGGCAGUCAGGCCCCUGGCCCGUGGCUUGCUUGUCCUCUUCCCCUCUCCCAGUGCCCAGGGGUCGAUCCUUAUCCAGUGCCAUGGCUCCCACGGAGGCUAUAAGUGGGUUGAGGGGCCCUUGGUUCACCCCCCUGGGAAGGCAGAAGGGCGGCUGGGGGGAGCCGACGUUCCCGGGGCCGCUCCAGCUGGGGCUGCACCAAUUUCUCACCAUUCCUGAGUCAUCGGGCGCUCACGGGGCUUUACUGCCCUCUCCACCCAGCCCGUGGGACAGCUCCCGUCUCAUGCAGCCUCUAGCAGGGUCCUGAGGCCAGGCCAGAGCAGAGCUCCAGGGAGGCUGAUGGCCAGGACGGGGCCCGUCCCUCCCGGGGCCACGGCCGGGGCUAGAAGCUACGUAAACCCUCCAGAGCCCCGUGAGCACCCGCUAGCCGCAGGGCUUCCCCUGGCUGGAGCCUGGAGGACUCCCAGGGCUGCAGAGGGGAAAGCAGGGCCCUGUAACCACACUCCUGCCCCGUCCUCGGGUCUCGGGAGCAGCUCGGCCCCAGCCUUGCCCGAAACAGCACAGCACCGCGCUGCUGUUCCCCAGCCCCCGGGGCAGGAGGGCAGCCCCUGCUCUGCCUUUGCCAGCACACACUCCUGCUCUUUCCUCCCACAGGGAAGACUUACCCCAUAAGGGCCAGGAACAUGUUGGUUACUUGAAUUACUGAAUUAAAAGUCAGAAAUGCUGC